Messenger RNA from Exophiala spinifera, 303 nucleotides. RefSeq lists its product as uncharacterized. The record is from RefSeq and is a predicted model, not a curated record. Lineage: Eukaryota; Fungi; Ascomycota; Eurotiomycetes; Chaetothyriales; Herpotrichiellaceae. The transcript is spliced from 2 exons. The coding region runs from base 1 to 303 and encodes 100 amino acids.
AUGGCGGGGAGUACUUCUAAAGAAACGCAUUUCUAUUCCGCGUCCCAAGUGCGUACCGGGUUCUACCUGGUCACGAUCCUGUACACUCUCAUUUUCUCUUUCUUACCCGUUCCCAGCGUCGAAAUCACUUCGGAAGUCUUCACGUCCAAACCUCAACCGGCGCGCCACCGCAUGGUCUACGCCCUUCUCAAGGGCGAGAUGGAAGCCCAGGGAGGCAUCCACGCCCUUCAAUUGCGCACAAAGACUCCCGAGGAAGAAGGACGGAUCUCCAACAACACCAGCACCAACACCACACCAUCCUGA